CCCAGUCCCUUUUCCCGCUGCCCGCCAUGUCGCAGCAGAACACCCCUUUGAAGAAGCUCCAGGCGAGGAUCUUCCGUGGCCAGAACGGCGACGCAGACGGCGACGACAAGGCCACAAAGACUGGCGAUGGCGCCUCCGCCGCCGGCCUCACUAUCAACAUACCCAAUCCCGUCCUCACGGGCACUACACAGAACGGGCCCGAUCCGCCUAAGAUGCCCACGGAGCAGACGCCUCCCAAGCAGUCCCACCCGGACGUCGACACCAGGCCGUUCCGCCAGAGGAUCGCCGAGAAGCUCGGCGAAAACUAUCAUGGUACGGAGCGUUUCCGCCUAGAUCAGGACAACAAGAAGGAACGCCAUUGGAAGCGGUGGGGUCCUUAUCUAAGCGACAGGCAAUGGGCGACGGUGCGCGAAGACUACUCCGCGAACGGUGACGCUUGGAGCCACUUCCCGCACGAGCACGCCCGGUCGCGUGUCUACCGGUGGGGCGAGGACGGUAUCGCCGGCAUAUCCGACAACCAUCAGCGGGUCUGCUUCUCGCUCUCCUUGUGGAAUGGUGAGGAUCGCAUCCUGAAGGAGCGCCUUUUUGGCGUGACCGGGCACCAGGGAAACCAUGGCGAGGACGUCAAGGAGCUGUACUACUACCUGGACUCGACUCCGACCCACUCGUACAUGAAGUUCUUGUACAAGUACCCGCAGAAGGCCUUCCCGUACGAAGAGCUCGUCCGCGAAAACGUGAACCGCGACCGUGACGUCUCGGAGUUCGAAAUACUGGAUACGGAUGCGUUCGAUGAUGACCGGUAUUGGGACGUCUUCAUGGAGUACGCGAAAGACGAGCAGGACCCAGAGAGCAUCUACGUUCGCAUCACCUCCUACAACCGUGGACCCGAGCCCGCCACUCUUCAUGUGAUUCCCCAGUUCUGGUUCCCGAACACUUGGUCGUGGUCCGAGGACCAUCCUCCUAAGCCGUCAAUGUGGGCCUCGGGGGACGGCGUGAUCACGGCACAGCACUCUACCCUUGGAAAAUAUCAUCUGUACUGUCUUCCCUCGCCACCUCCUGUCAACAGCCAAGGGGAGCUCCUGGUGGGCGACAGCGGCGAACCUGAGGCGGUCGAGGCAGACCUGCUGUUUACUGAGAACAACACCAACUACAAUCGCUUGUAUGGUGGCAACAACGAGACACCAUACGUCAAGGACGCGUUCCACGACCAUAUCAUACCCUCGCAUCGUCCCAAAGGCGACGAAGACGGACAUCCUGGCUUCUUCCAUACCAAGAUCCGCUCCAGUUACGCGAGACAACAGAACGGACGCAAUGAUGAGACCCCCAGCUCUGAAGAGGAACAAGGCCCCCGCACCCCGUUCCCCGCUGGUCCGUCCUACGUCAACCCUGCCAAGCGUGGCACCAAAUCCGCGGCGCAUUACGUCUUUCACGAUGUACCCCCACGCGGAGGCUGCGCAGUCGUCCGCCUGAAGCUCACGCCCCGCACUCCCCGGACUGAUCCCAGCAUCGAGGACGAGGGUAUCUUCGAUGAGACGGUCGAAGAGCGGCGCAAGGAGGCAGACGAGUUCUACGCUGGGCUCGUCAUGGGCCCCAUCAGCGAUGAUCUCAAGCAAAUCAUGCGUCAGGCUCUGGCCGGUAUGUUGUGGACGAAGCAGUUCUACCAGUUCAUCCAAAAGGAUUGGCUUAAGGGUGACCCCGCUCAGCCUCCGCCACCGCCUGAGCGCAAGUACAUCAGGAAUAGGGAUUGGAAACAUUUGUACAUCGCGGACAUCCUGUCUAUGCCCGACAAGUGGGAAUACCCAUUCUUCGCCGCAUGGGACACAGCGUUCCACUGCAUCCCUCUCGCGGUGGUCGACCCAACUUUCGCGAAGAAGCAGCUCGAUCUGCUGACACGCGAGUGGUAUAUGAAGCCUGAUGGCCAGAUUCCAGCCUACGAGUGGAACUUUGGCGACGUCAACCCACCGGUGCACGCAUGGGCCACGUUCCGUGUGUUCAAGAUUGAGCGCAAGUUGUACGGCCGCGAGGACGUGCAAUUUUUGGAGCGCGUCUUCCAGAAACUGCUUCUGAACUUCACCUGGUGGGUGAACCGGAAGGACCAGGGCGGCAACAACGUGUUUGAGGGUGGCUUCCUGGGUCUCGACAACAUCGGCGUGUUCAACCGCUCGGAGCCUCUCCCCACUGGUGGCACCUUGCGCCAGGCCGACGGAACGGCAUGGAUGGCGUUCUACAGCUUGAACAUGCUGAGCAUCGCGCUGGAGCUCGCGAAGCACAAUGAGGUGUACGAGGACAUCGCGUCCAAGUUCUUCGAGCACUUCAUCUUCAUCUCAGACGCGAUGACGUUCCGCGGCGGGAGCGGGGACGACGACGAGUUCAGCCUGUGGAACGAGGAGGACGGGAUGUACUAUGACGCGAUCCAGUUCGACAACGGGCACUCGAUGCAGCUGCCGGUGAGCAGCUUGGUGGGGCUGAUCCCAUUGUAUGCGACGCUCGUGCUGGAGCCGGCGACGGUGAAUCGGUUUCCGGGAUUCAAGAAGCGUUUGGAGUGGUUCAUGGAUAACAGGCCGGAGAUGUCGGAGCGGAACAUGGCAAACAUGAAGGCGCGUGGUCGUGGCGAGCGUCGCUUGUUGGCUCUCGCGAGCAAAGAACGCUUGGUCAAGAUCUUGGAGAAGAUGCUUGACGAAGACGAGUUCUUUAGCGAGCACGGGAUCCGCUCGCUGUCCAAGAGACACAAGGAUCAUCCUUGGGGGAUGGACGUUAAUGGCGAACGGUAUGAAGUGAACUACUGGCCGGGAGACUCCAAGUCGGGCAUGUUCGGCGGGAACUCGAAUUGGCGUGGUCCCAUCUGGCUCGCGGUCAACUUCCUCCUCAUCGAGAGUCUGCAGCGCUUCUAUCAGUUCUACGGCGACGACGUUCAGGUGGAAUGCCCGACGGGGAGCGGAGAUUACAUGAACCUGGUGCAGGUCGCAGAAGAGAUCCAGCACAGGAUUAUCCACAUCUUCGGGCGAGACGUGGAGGGCAAGCGCGCCGCCAACGGCGGCAAUCCCAAACUCGACCACGACCCGCACUUCCGCGACUAUGUCUGGUUUUAUGAGUAUUUCCAUGCGGACGACGGGAGGGGUCUUGGGGCGUCGCAUCAGACGGGAUGGUCCGGACUGGUGGCGUAUCAUAUCUUGCAGAGCGGGGCGACAUGCAGGCUGCCCAGAACCCCAAAGACUCCUCGCAGUCUUGCGCACCAUUACUUCGAUGACACCAUGGACCCGCAGUCAGAGUAUGGCGACGAGACGCAGUCGCUGUACAGCGCAUACAGCGCGGCGGACUUGAACACUCUUGGUGAUAUAUCCCCAGAUGCCUUAUAGGCGCAUAGAGCUAGAGCUCCGGCGCCGUUCCCAGCGUCCCCACAAGCCUCAUCAUACACGUACAAGUUCUCAACGAUUCUUAGAUUCUCAUAUAGCAUUCCUGUCUCCCUCUGACUCCCAGAUCCUGUACCUCGGAUAGCGCCGCAUUAUGGCUAUAGCAUGCCCUCGCGUCAGCAUGAGACAUCGCAUCAAUUUGUAUACGUAGAAACAUGGUUCAGGCAUUCACGGAUGGGCGCAAUACAUAGACU
Dichomitus squalens LYAD-421 SS1 is the source of this 3604-nucleotide messenger RNA. RefSeq lists its product as uncharacterized. The transcript has 16 exons. The record is from RefSeq and is a predicted model, not a curated record. Gene Ontology annotation, biological process: oligosaccharide metabolic process; protein N-linked glycosylation. Gene Ontology annotation, molecular function: Glc3Man9GlcNAc2 oligosaccharide glucosidase activity. Lineage: Eukaryota; Fungi; Basidiomycota; Agaricomycetes; Polyporales; Polyporaceae. Gene Ontology annotation, cellular component: endoplasmic reticulum membrane. Bases 27 to 3356 code for a protein of 1109 amino acids.